Messenger RNA from Sceloporus undulatus (fence lizard), 3119 nucleotides. It is a transcript of the gene C4H6orf89, whose product is annotated as chromosome 4 C6orf89 homolog. Lineage: Eukaryota; Metazoa; Chordata; Lepidosauria; Squamata; Phrynosomatidae. The coding region runs from base 46 to 1122 and encodes 358 amino acids. The transcript has 8 exons. The record is from RefSeq and is a predicted model, not a curated record. Gene Ontology annotation, cellular component: Golgi membrane; nucleolus.
CCCUCAGAGGCCUGUUGGAGCUGCCUUGCCUUCCUCUCCUUCAAGAUGCUGGAUAGAAGGAGGGCUCUUCUCUUUUUCAUGGAAGGCCUGCUGGAGCUGGGAAUUCCUCCUGGACAGAAGGAUUUUUCACCAGUGGACAUGGAGCUUUCUGCCAGCGAUCUUAGCAUUUAUGAUAAACUUUCUGAGACCAUUGACUUGGUGAGACAGACUGGUUAUCAGUGUGGUAUGUCUGAAAAAGCCAUUGAGAAAUUCAUCAGACAACUCUUGGAAAAAAAUGAACCUCAAAGGGGACCCACACGCUACCCCCUCUUGAUGUUUCUCUAUAAGGGCCUGGUUACUCUGGGGUUAGUACUUCUGACUGCAUACUUCAUGAUUCAGCCACAUACCCUUUCAGUCCCUGAAACUACCCUCUCGAGAGCCCAUGCGUGGGGCUCCCUCAUGAAUCAUAUCCGCCUGCUGUCUUUACCCAUUACCAAGAAGUAUAUGCUGGAAAAGUGUCAAGAUUGGUUGGGCUUAGGCUGUAGACAGAAUACAUCUCUGCCUGCCAACUGCUCCUGCUGCUGUUCCAUGAAGAACCUUGUGGCAGUGGCUGACCUAGAGCAACUAUCAGAAAAGCUUCUGCAACCUCAGCUACUUUUGAUCAAGACAGGGCAAUAUCGGUCUUAUGCGGAAAUGAAAUAUUUCCAGCAUCUAUAUCCUGAAUUGACAGAUUUUGUGGUACAAGAGGAUUCAUCUGAGAUAUGGAGCAACCAUCCAAGGCAGAGACUGGCAUUUCAGAUGUUCAAGCAAAACCAUCUGAAUAAAACCCAGAUUCUGCAAGACAUGUUCCCCAUCUUCUCGUCACUGCUGUAUCCAAAGGCUAUUUCUCUUGAAAACUGUUUCCUCAUCCGCCACCCGCGGCUUCAGGACAAGACCUACAGGCUGCAGAGUGUCUUUGUGGUUGGGAGUGGCCAACUUACCUUGAAUGUUAUCCCUUCUUCAUUGUGUAGAGAACAUUGUGAAGCUCUGGUGGUGGAAUUGGAAGCUGGGGAUAUUGGUUUUGCAAAUGUGGAUUAUUGGACAACAAGCUUCAACUGCAAGGGAUCAGAACCCACUGUAGUUUGUGAUGGAUCUGCCAGUUAAAAGUUGUGAUAAACAAGACCAUUGAAGUACAUACAAACUCAGGAUCACAGAAGAGGAAGCAAGAGUGCAGAAGAGAGGAUGAUGCUUUAGCCACAAUUUCCAGGAACGUGUUUGCUCCUGUUCUUUGCAACUGCAGUGACGGAAGGUCUGCACUUUCAAAAGGCAUAUUCUGGCCUCCUAUGUUCCUUUGGCCUUUCCCUCAAAUGUUUGAUAGAGCUUUGGGAAUGCUUUCUCUCUUAUAUUCUAUAGGUUUGUCUUUAAAACCAGGUGAAAGGGUUUUGACAUGGGGAGAGAUCUGUACUACAUUCUUUGUGAUACAUGCUGUCUUUUGACACUGAAGAGGAAACCUUACAGUUCUCACUAAACACUUAUUUCCACACAUCUUGGAGAGGUAACAUUAUUAGCACUGAUGGGUCUGUUUCUGCAUCCCUUUUGCAUAAUAAUUAAACUUCUGAAAUGCCAUUUGUAAUCCAGGGAUACAACUGUCCCCUGAACAAAUGUAUGCUCAGGUUCUGGUUCUGUGUUACAGAACAACUUUAUCCACAGUUGUAUUUUUCCCACUUGCCUUGUUGUGAUGAUACUCAUACGUUAUCACAAUUUUCAGGCAUUCUUCUCACUAAAACAAACAAACAAACAAAACAAAAACAAGCACUGUAUCUUUGCUAACCCAAACACUGAUGUGUCUUUAUGUAAUCCUUCGAAUGUGUGUGGUUUAGGUAGAGUUUGUAUAGCUGACAAGGAACACUGCACAUUUUUUCUCCAUUUUUCUUCAAUAAUAUUGGAAUGCAUAUUUUUGUUGCUUCCAUGCUCUGUGUCAGUUUAAUGCCAAGUCCAAGAUUGUUUGAAAGUGACUAAUAAUUGCAUCAAGCAGCCAAUUUUGCUAGAGGUUGACUUUUUCUUUUCUCCCGCUCCUCUCGCUAAGAACAUCCUGAGCACUAUUCUGUUAUAAAUUAGGCCUUUUUGUGGUGUCUGAGCUAGGCACCUCAAGCUAACCAGUCACUUCGGUCUUCUCUGAUUUUGUCCACCUGAGCCUGGGAAACUAUACAUUGAAAGUUUUCCAUACAAAUUUUGCUUGUUAUUCUGUCCAACUGAUGGGUGGAUGCUUUGUAGGCAGAAUUAGAGUAAGGACAUUCCUAAAUAUCUCUGCUGUCAAUAUGGUUGCCCCUCUCCUCUUUCUCUGUGUUUUGAUAAUGUUUUCACCAUCGAGGUCUUAAAAUGCAUGUUUAUUCUCAAGCAUCUUCCAGGUUUUAUGCAUUUCCUCCUGUUGCUCAUGGGCUCAGCUGGCCAGUGUCUUUAGAGAGGAUCAGUUUCAAGCAUCAGUUUCUCUCCAGUUCUAAUGGUGCUUCCCAGGAGUGGAUAUUUAGGGUCCUGCUGGGUUAAGAUAACUUGCAGAUGUGUCAGGCUGAAGUUGGAGCACAACAGUCAAGGCUGAAGCAUACAUUUUAAGAUGUUUUGUAUGCUUUGGGGGAUUCUUUUGUUUUCAAACAAGUUGACUUUGCUUUUACAAACAAGAAGCAAUUUUUUUCAUUUGUAAAUGUAGGUCAUUUUCAAAAAAGGGAUGAAAAUGCUGUAUUUUUCAUCUGUAGAAAAUUAGGUUGGAUCUAUAAUGAAUGGUCUUAUAGUAGCCAUUAAUGAUCCCUGUCCAAAUCAGAUUCCCCAUUCUCUUGGGUAGUGUUCAGAUAGACAAUGGUCGCCCCAUCCUGGCUCCUAUUUAUAUAAUACAAUCAGCCCUCCACAUGUGCUGGUUUAACAACCAUGGAUCUGGUUAUUCAUGAGUUUGCCAUUGCCUUGCCCCACCCACUUUCCAGGAUGUUGGUUCAGCUUCCUUGGCCCAUACAGAUAAGAGUGUAAACUGAAUUAAGCCUCCCCAAACUGUUGCUCUUUCUGUGUUCCUACCUCUGUGGGUUGAAGAGCACAAGGAGUGCAUGCCUGGGAAGUGGCCACCCCUGCUCCUCUCCUGAGGCAGCCUUGGGCUUAAGAAAGUGUGAUGGCAGUGG